UUUGCCGCGCUGUCUCCCGCGUCUUUCACAUACAACGCAUAUCGAUAUUGUAUAUAUAAAUAUAAAUACAUUCUCAUUCUUUCAAAUUCCUCAUAUCUCCAUUACCAAUUCUCAACCAACAUUCCAAUAAGAACAAGGAGGAGAAAGAAAGAAAGAAAGAAUGGGAGGGAUAUCGGAUCACGAUAUUCCGGAGCUCAGCCUCCGACUCGGCAGCGGCAGCGGCAGCAGCGACAACAACGAUAACAACUGUGUCAAAACUAGCAGGGAGAAGAGAUGGUCUCGCGAAAACAAAGUCGGAUAUCGGCAGUCGUCGCUGCCGCAGCAGCAGCAGCAGCAGCAGCAGCAGCAGCAACAGCAGCAGCAGCGGGCGGAGAAUAAGAUCACGAUCUUCUACGACGGCCAGAUUUGCGUCUGCGACGUGACGGAGAUUCAGGUUUGCCCAUCCAUCCAGUUUCAGCUAGCUAUAUAUGUUUACUUCUCUCUUUUUUUUUCAAUAUUUGUUUUAUAUAUAUAUAUAUAUAUCUUGUGUUGCCACACAUAUAAUUGGAAAAUAAAGAAAAAGGGGAAAAAAAAAUCCUCACUUAAUCCUUUGUAUAGCACAUUUAAACCUUUUGAACACUGUAUUGGGAUGUUUAUUUAGGGGAUUCAUGUAGGGAUCUAACUAAUGAAAUAUUAUAAAUGCUCAUCAAUAAUUGUGGGAGAAUAUUGAAUCCACAGUGUUUGAGGUAUCUAUAGUACUAUUAUAUCUAUUAAUAUGUUGAUCUGUACCGUACAAAUUAAUCUAUAUGUAACACAUUAAUACAUUUCAUGUGAAACUUGGAGAAUAUCUUAUUCAUCAAAAUUUUUUUUUUUUUUUUGUAAAUCGCGUAUUCUUUUUUUUUCUAAAAAAAAAAAAUUGUCUACAAGGUGCAUACUAAGUAAAAGGAUAAAUAGAAUAAGGACAGGUGGCGGUUGGCGAUUGGCCAAUGGCUGAUUUUGAAGUUUUCUUAGUGAUUAAUUAAAGAAUUAGUAAACCUGCCAACGUGGACAUAUUCCGACCACUCUCCACCUUCUUUCUUUAUCACCUCCAAAAAAAAAAAAAUAAUAAAAA
This is a messenger RNA of Ananas comosus (pineapple), 1090 nucleotides long. Its product is annotated as protein TIFY 5A-like. Bases 161 to 640 code for a protein of 159 amino acids. Gene Ontology annotation, cellular component: nucleus. NCBI's taxonomy places the organism in Eukaryota, Viridiplantae, Streptophyta, Magnoliopsida, Poales, Bromeliaceae. Gene Ontology annotation, biological process: regulation of jasmonic acid mediated signaling pathway; response to wounding; regulation of defense response. The record is from RefSeq and is a predicted model, not a curated record. The transcript has 3 exons.